AUGACUGCGAACGCAUCUCCGAACCUACACCUUCAGAGAUCCGACGCCUGCCCUAGUGGCUCAUCGCAAUGUACUGGUGAUGGCUUGCCAGACAGCUUUUGCUGUGCUUCGUCAUCGACCUGCGUUAGCAUCGACAGUGGAAGCUCGGUUAUCUGCUGCCCAGACGGCCAGGACUGCACGUACAUUGAGCCCAUCACAUGUGAUGUGACGAAGCAAGACACCAGUCUCUACCCUAGCAAUGUGAUCAAGACCACGAGGCUGGAUGACGAUCUACCUACAUGUGGGGAUUCAUGCUGCCCGUUUGGGUACACUUGUCAGGGCGACUUCUGCGCCAUGGACGACACUUCUUCAUCCACAUCAACCCAUAGCAAGACAACUGAGACAACAACGUCAACACCAACGCCAACCUCAACUUCCGACACUAUUUCAACAGAGACUCCAGAGCCUUCUCCAACCACAACCAAUGGAGCUACAGCAGAGUUUACAUCUGCCACGGGAGAAAUCUCAACUAUAACCUCGGAAGCGACACCAACGAUAAUCACACUGGCAACACCAACACUCUCUCAAUACUCUGCUGCAUCAGACAGCACCAGCUUGGAUACGGCCGAAGCUAAAUGUCCCACCUUUCCAACCAACGCUGUUCUAGCCGGCUUCUUCCCCGGCACGGUCUUUGGCGCCGUGGCCGCACUCCUUCUCAUCGUCUGCAUCCGCAGACACCAACGACACAACCGCCCGCCAGGCGAAAAGGUGGCCCAAAACACAUUUCGCAAAUCAACCGGCACCCUAAUCGGCAUCUCCGACCCCAUCCCCUCCGACGAAAGCUCCUUCCGCACAGAUUUCCUCCUCCGCACGAACCCGAAACGCAACUCCGAAGGUGCCCGCUCCGUCCUCCAGCGCAGCAGAUCCCGUGUCAAGAGCUUAUUUGGCGGAGGCCCGAAACCAAAUCCCACCGCGGCGGAAGAAAUACCGCCUGUUCCCGCAAUGCCCAUGACGCCGCCCCGCCAGCGCCAACCGAGCACAGAGAGUAUCCAUAUCUACACACCACCUGGGGUAUUCGCAAGCUCGGGUACCCUCAAUCCAGCACCGUACCCUGAUCAGCGGCCGAAUACAACCUUGACUGAGAUCCUGGAUCGAGCGCAGGCGCAAAUGCAAGCAAAUUCAACUGCGAACAGCGCUAGCAAUAGUAAGACGAACAGCGUUGCUACAACUGCGACGAACCAGCGCUUCUUGCUCCCGCCGGGACAGGGCUCAGCUCGCCGAAAGCCGCUGCCGUAUUGA
Aspergillus calidoustus is the source of this 1278-nucleotide messenger RNA. Lineage: Eukaryota; Fungi; Ascomycota; Eurotiomycetes; Eurotiales; Aspergillaceae. The record is from the annotation of a GenBank genome assembly.